AUGCUAGGAUUUUCAUAUGGAGAAAUAUUUCUCUUGCUUGGCGCUACUGCUGCUCUUAUUGGACCUAAAGAUCUGCCAAUUAUAGCAAGAACAGCAGGCAGAUUUGCCAGGCGUGCAAUCGGUUAUGUUCAACUGGCCCGUGGUCAAUUUGAAAGUGUCAUGCAGCAGUCUCAAGCUCACCAGGUUCAUAAGGAAAUGCCAGCUACCAGGGCUCAACUGGAAGCAAUACAUCAUGAAAUCAUUCGGACAUUCUCUUUUAUGAAUCCUGGUCCAUUGACAUAUAGGCAUGUCGACAACAUCAACACAACAGCUGCAAAUAGCGCUGUUUCUCAUUUAUUCUUUGUGACUCCGGGAAAAAAAAUUCUUCUUUGUUACACAGUUGAAAAUAGACCUAAAAACACUGAUGAAGAGAGCAUCUUUGUUGAAAAGGGACAUCAAAUAUCCAAGAAGGAGAGUACAGUAGCAACUGCAGUAACUGAGGAUUAUAGUUCAAGGAAAGCUUUGACCAAUAUGCACAGCCAAGCCGCUGCUUAUGCUAGAUUAGCUGAAACUACACCUUUGAAAUCGAUUUCUGUAGAUAAUGAAGGUCUGAGCGAGCUGACUGAUGAAUCUGGCAGUAUUAUUGUGCUCCCUGUCUCAGCACAGAGUGCAGGGUUGUUGCCACAACGUAAAGGUAGGGAACCAUUUUCGAGAUUCUGA
This is a messenger RNA of Lycium ferocissimum, 699 nucleotides long. RefSeq lists its product as uncharacterized. Bases 1 to 699 code for a protein of 232 amino acids. Lineage: Eukaryota; Viridiplantae; Streptophyta; Magnoliopsida; Solanales; Solanaceae. The record is from RefSeq and is a predicted model, not a curated record. The transcript has 5 exons.